This is a messenger RNA of Pocillopora meandrina, 1690 nucleotides long. The record is from the annotation of a GenBank genome assembly. NCBI's taxonomy places the organism in Eukaryota, Metazoa, Cnidaria, Anthozoa, Scleractinia, Pocilloporidae.
UUAACAGUAUUUUGCCAAGGGUAUCCUGAAAUUGUUUCUGGACCAAGUGAUCCCCUGAUUGCCCGUAGCGAAGACAAAGCUACCCUCAAUUGGACGCUUGAGUUGCCUCCCUCAGAGACGUGGAAUAGUAGCAUAUUUGAAGUGGUGUUUGGAAUCUGGAAAGAUCCAGGAUUCCUGAAAACAAAACUCUUGGUCAUCGAUAGACAUGGUGAGGUAUUGAUAAGACCAAACUAUGAGAAAAAAAUUAGCUGCGACUUCAACAUGUCCAAGCUUCAAGUUGCAUUCAUUCUCCAUGAUUUAACCAUGAAGGACGAGAAUCAUUACUGUCUUCAGGUUGAGCUUGGCCUUCAUCAGCCUCCUUUGACGGAUCCUGUGAUGCUUCUUCUUGAGGGUAAUAUAAUUGUUACAUUUCAUUUGUAAAGGAAUACCACAGACCCGGAAGCGGGGGUACUCAGGCAAAUAUGUUCUGGGUAUGUACCCCUGGGCUACUCAGAGCCCCUUGCCCAUACUCAUUCAGGGCCAAUUAUGGACCCAAUCUUAGCCACUCUUAAGUAUUUGUGAUGGCUUUCCUUCUUUGACAUUCACUUCUGAUUGAGAGAAACCUUACUCUCAGAUAUCUCAACAGAUUUUCCUAAGAUAACCAGUCCCAAACAGGAAAACUUUUCGGUGAACAUUGGGGAAAACUUGCGAAUAAACAGUCAAGCAAAGGGUCUUCCUGCACCAACCAUAACAUGGACGAAACAGGGGAGAAUUGUUGGUAAUGAUACAUUGGUUGUCAAUGGAGUAACGCCAAACGACAGCGGAGUCUACUUGUGCAGCGCUCACAACCAGGCUGGUGAAGAUCAUAAGGAGAUUGUGGUUACGGUUUUGGAGCAUAAUUAUGGAUCAAAAAAGCUAACAGGUUUUAACAAUUUGUUUGUCGAAAUAAAUACCCAUGAACUAGACUGCUAAUGCUUAUUCUUAUGUUGGUGACUGAAUUUUCAUUUCCAGAGCGUUUCCAUUGGCGCGUCCUGUGUUAAACGAUUUGAAAAUUACAAACACUCCCUCACUAGAAACCGAAUGGAAUCAUUACCUAUUCAAGGAGUUAGUUUCUCUGAUCUUUUUUAAGCUAAGGAUCUCUUUCGCACAAGUCAUGAUAUCGACUACAUCAAUGUCCCUGUAAUCUUAAGUAGUCCACGUUACUCUAACAAGGUCCCACAAUUUGAUACCUUCUCCUGAUAUCGAUCAUCGGUUCGAUUAGCUUAUUUAUACAUUAAAAAAAAAAGUUUUCAAUUUUCAAUUUUCUGAAUUGGCCAAGCCGCUCAUUCACAAGUUAAUUACAGACAGACUGAUAACCAAGGUGGCCUCCCCUGGCCUCUCCUCUAGUCUUUGAGGUCUCUUGUUGUUGAAUUUGUAUAAAUAUUACUUCUGAAGCUGCUCAGAAAUAAUGACGACGAUUAUAAUGAUAAUCAUCCUUCCUGCUAAAGUGCUUUCUAACUUUUUUCUAGUUCCUCAUAUGCCAACACAAACAUCACAUGAUAGAGGAAGUCCUGUGUGGUUAUUUCCAGUAGUCAUAGGUGUGUCAGUUUUUUUAAUAGCUGCAGUGGUUGUCUUUCGCUUGCGUGGGCACCGCUGCAAAAGGAACCUCGCUUAUGAGCAGCAUAUUGAUGAAAAAGCAUCAGCUGAGCACUUCACAACUGCCAAGAUCUAG